CGCGAACAAAACACCACCACUUCCCCUAUUCUAUCCUGCACGCAAUCCGACGUGCCAGCAAUGGAAACCUCACGCGACGCCCCGAAUCCGCUGCGGCCGUACUACAUCCCGCCCUCCAUCGGCCUCCCGCCCGAUACCUCGGCCGCCAAUUCGUCGUCCACCCCAUCGUCCUCAGCGCGAUAUUCCAAAUCGAGCCUGGGGAGCCAGGCGAGGAGCAUCCUAUCCGAUCUCGACUACGAUUCGUACCUCCCGGAUAGCUCGCCGGGAGUAGCGGACCAUGCAAAGAAGCUGCUAGACCACGCGUUAUGGAGCUAUACAUCAGUGCUGUUGGCGCAACCAUUCGAGGUAGCAAAGACGCUGCUGCAGGUGCACCAGGCAACGGGUCAGGCGCCGCCGGGGCUGCUGGUCAAUGGCGCGGAGCUCAGGAGUCGGCCAAAUUCCUUCGCGAGCGGGAAAUUUGAGGAUUAUCCCUCGGACGAAGAGUCGGAUGAGGAUUCGCCUGGAUACUUUACCAGCACGGCACCAAGGAGACAUGAGCAGCCCUUUUCGCCGGGAGGGGAGUCGUCACGGAGCCCUGAGAGGAGGAGAAGACAUGGACCUAGUCGAUCGAGAGAUUCGACGCCGACGCAGGCGCCUCCGCUUGCGCCGCGAAAACUAGAGCUCAGGAGGCCGGAUGCUUUGCUGGAGGUAAUAGCGCAGCUGUGGCAGAAAGAGUCGGCAUGGGGAGUCUGGAAAGGCACAAAUGUCACCUUCAUAUACAAUUUCCUACUCAAAACGACAGAGAGCUGGACACGAGGUCUGCUCUCGGCGCUCCUCAACGUGCCCGACCCGGGCCUCAUGAGCACCACUGCUAGUGGUAUCGGCGGCCUCGACAUAAUAGACAGCCCGUCGCCGUUCAUGUCCCUCGCCGUCGCGAUAGCCGCUACAGCAAUCGCUGCGACCGUCCUCGCACCCCUCGACCUAAUCCGCACCCGCCUCAUCGUAACGCCGACCUCGGCUCCCCCACGAACAAUAUACCCGUCGCUUUCACUCCUCCCCUCCUUCUCCAUCUCGCCGAGCCUCCUCCCCACAACGCUCCUCCACUCCACAAUCCCGACUCUUAUAUCAACGUCCACCCCGCUCGUUCUCCGCUCUACAUUCUCUAUCGACCCCAUUGUCACCCCGACCGCAUACUCGCUCUCUACCUUCCUGUCCUCAACCUGCGAACUCUUCAUUCGUCUCCCGCUUGAAACUGUACUGCGCCGCGGCCAAGUCGCUGUCCUGCAAGACCAUGAGAACCAGCGUCUUGCUUCGGAAUAUCGCCAUCUCCCUUCCCGCACUCCCAAGUCGCCUGUCUAUGGGAUGGAGAACGAAGACCCAGCUGUAAGGAGCUUUAAAACGAUUGUCGAGCCCGGCCCGUAUAGGGGUGUCUUUGGGACAAUGUGGUUUAUCGUGCGAGAGGAAGGAGUGUCAGUCGUGGGCCCUGGCGCUGCUAAAGCGACUGCCCAGCAGUCAGAAGGCCGUACAGCUGGCUUUUCAGCGCGGACGCGGAUACGUAAGGGACAGGGCAUUCACGGCCUAUGGAGGGGAUGGAGGGUAGGCUUCUGGGGCCUGGUGGGUGUCUGGGGCGUUGCUGCACUAGGAGGAGGUGGUGGCGAGUUCUAGACGGGCGCCCCUUUCUACGCUAGAUACGCUUCGGGCUCACGCUUUCCCAAAGUGUUGACUGUACAGUCUUCCCUUCUCCAUCUAUUUCCUCUUCCUUCCUUCUUGAUAUGAUAUCCGUACACGCUACUCUACUCCCUUCUCACUCGGUCUCGGAGAUCGCAAAGUUCUCCGGCAUGGGCAUUGGCUUUUCUGGUACUAGGCAGGGUUCACGAGCAAUGAUUCGAUGCUUGCAAGGGUCCGUUGGAUGUUUGUUGUAUCGAGUAAUGUGGUGUGGUAGAUAGAUACGUAUGUAUGUGUAUAUAGGAGGUAGACAUGAAUGUGAGUCCAUGUAU
This is a messenger RNA of Trematosphaeria pertusa, 1976 nucleotides long. RefSeq names its product mitochondrial carrier. Lineage: Eukaryota; Fungi; Ascomycota; Dothideomycetes; Pleosporales; Trematosphaeriaceae. The coding region runs from base 61 to 1644 and encodes 527 amino acids. The record is from RefSeq and is a predicted model, not a curated record. The transcript has a single exon.